AUGGUUGAGAGGUUCAACCGUACGAUACUGCAGCACAUUAGCCUAUUCGUGGCCGAGAACCAGAAGAACUGGGACGAUCUCAUUCCUCUCUUCCUGUUGUCCUACCGGACAGCACCCCACGAAGCCACCCGGGAAACGCCGGCAAUGAUGCUUACUGGCCGCGAAUUGCGUCUUCCAAGCGACUUAGCCCUUGCGUCGACUCCAGAUACUGAGCAUACCGCAACCAGCCCCUCGGCCUACCUUCAUACACUGCGCUCACGACUGGAGAUUGUGCACAGGUUUGCCAGGCACCACAUGCAACAAGCCUUCACCCGUAUGAAGACACACUAUGACUUGAAAGCGUCUGGCGGUGGAUUCUCGGAAGGGCAGUCCGUUUGGUUAUAUAACCCUACACGGAAACGUGGGCUCUCGCCGAAAUUGCAGCGUCCCUGGCACGGACCCUACGUUAUAAUGAAGCGGCUCAACGACGUGGUGUACCGCAUCAAGCUGCCGGGACGAUCCAGACCUCUAGUUGUCCACGCAGACCGUUUGGCACCAUACCGAGGAGCUUCCGCCGCGCCAGCUGUGCGCGACGCGGGAUGCCACCGUCAACCGCAACCGGGGGAGGAGGGGGAAUAG
Messenger RNA from Ornithodoros turicata, 618 nucleotides. RefSeq lists its product as uncharacterized. Gene Ontology annotation, molecular function: nucleic acid binding. NCBI's taxonomy places the organism in Eukaryota, Metazoa, Arthropoda, Arachnida, Ixodida, Argasidae. Bases 1 to 618 code for a protein of 205 amino acids. The transcript has a single exon. The record is from RefSeq and is a predicted model, not a curated record.